Messenger RNA from Sorex fumeus (smoky shrew), 2536 nucleotides. RefSeq names its product RNA binding motif protein 18 (gene RBM18). The record is from RefSeq and is a predicted model, not a curated record. Gene Ontology annotation, molecular function: RNA binding. NCBI's taxonomy places the organism in Eukaryota, Metazoa, Chordata, Mammalia, Eulipotyphla, Soricidae. The coding region runs from base 150 to 722 and encodes 190 amino acids. The transcript is spliced from 6 exons.
CGCAGGCGUAGUGCGUCACGGGCGGCCAGGCAGCCGGCGGCGUACGGGAGGACGCGUCUGAGGGCCGUGGGGGCGCCGGAUCGGGACGUGCUUUGGGGGGCAUGAGCCGAGGGGACGACGCCGAGGCCACGAGUAUUUCAUAGAGAUUGAUGGAAACAGAAACCAAAACUCUUCCCCUGGAGAAUGCAUCCAUCCUUUCAGAGGGCUCCCUCCAGGAGGGGCACCGCUUAUGGAUUGGCAACCUGGACCCCAAAAUCACAGAAUACCACCUCCUCAAGCUCCUGCAGAAGUUCGGCACAGUGAAGCAGUUUGACUUCCUCUUUCACAAGUCAGGUGCCCUGGAGGGCCAGCCUCGCGGGUACUGCUUUGUGAACUUCGAGACUAAGCAGGAAGCGGAACAAGCCAUCCAGUGUCUCAAUGGCAAGCUGGCUCUGUCCAAGAAACUGGUGGUACGGUGGGCACAUGCCCAAGUAAAGAGGUACGAUCACAACAAGAAUGAUAAGAUCCUCCCCAUCAGCCUCGAGCCAUCCUCCAGCACUGAGCCCGCUCAGUCCAACCUGAGUGUCACCGCGAAGAUCAAAGCCAUUGAGGCUAAGCUGAAGAUGAUGGCUGAGAACCCGGAUGCCGAGUACCCUGCCGCCCCGGUGUAUUCCUACUUCAAGCCGCCCGAUAAAAAAAGGACUACUCCUUACUCAAGAACAGCCUGGAAGUCCCGGAGGUGAUGGCUGCAGUUCCUGUCCCCGUGCAAGCACACGGAUCCCGACCCCUUAGCUCCUCUGCCUCUGUCCUCCCUCGGUGUGACCGGUACUGUCCAACAGAGCACAAAGCACACGGUAGACCGUGGUGACGUAACGUUUUUGGAUGUUCUCACGGCUCUUGCUUCCCUGAAGUAUGUGUGGAAUUGAGCAUUGUCCAGAAUAAAUAGGAUUCUCUCCAAAUCUGUGACUCAAACUCUGGGAUGCGCUAGUUGGCUGGUCUGUUUGAAUUUGUAGCUCCAGAAACAACAUAUAUUGGUGCCAGAAAGGCAAACUUUUUAAAAAGUUACUAUUUCAAUCAGGAAACUAAAUUUAUUAACAUCCGUCUUAAAAAUAAUAGAGCAUUUUUUUUCUGGUGCUCAAGUGUCUUUGCAACAUAAAAGUGAGAGACGGGGAAGGAAGUAAAAUAUUUGGAAUCAUGUUAGGAGCUGGUGUUCCCGAGUUCCCUGCAGCAGUCCCUCUAGCUGGGCUGAAAGAGAAAGUCCUCAGCCAAAGAAAGCUGGUUUUUAGAACAAGGAUUGAGGUCUUUUUUCAAAUGUUGCUUAUUGAUUCAAAAAUCUCAUCUAGGCAGACGUGGUGUAUGGCUUAAAACUCUGCAUCAGCAAAACAAGAAUAAAAUUUAGUAUACACCAACCAUAAUGAAAUUCUAUUUGGAAACCCAACUUUUAUUCUGUAGUGAUUUUUUUGUUUUUUUAAAUAGCCCUGCCACCUUCUGUAAUAUCAAGUGUUAUUUAGCUGUGGGACUUUUUAAAUCGCUCUUAGUGCAUGAGGUUGUUUUUAUCGCAUGAGAAUGUUCCAUUUGGAAUUGCAUCCUGGUCAAAGUAAAUAGGAAAGCAAGCUUUUUCUUUGAAAACCUAGCCACCAUUCGCUGAUGGCUCGCAGACAUCAUUUUCUAGUUGUUUUACGAGAGUCCAAGCAGAGGACACGUGAGUGCCAGGUGCAGGGAGAGGAUGCAGAGGCCAUGGGCGUGAGCCCCAGCCUGGCAGCACUGUCGCAGCGAGCCCCCCGUUUCCGGUUUAAAAGCCUUGGGAGAGGACAGAACUUCUUUUCAGAACGUGCUUCUCCCCAGCCAGGCUCUGCUGCAUGGAACAUGCUGAGGAGAGCAGCAGAGCCCCGGGUGAAGCCACAGGCCUGGCAGCGUCGGUGACGGCAGUCACUUAAUUUCUGUCCGUAACCUUGGUCUCAGGGGCCACAGCAUUGCUGCUUCCCUCGGCAAGUGACUCUCUCAAGGACUGUUCCUAGCAAGAGAAAACUUGGAUUAGAGGAACAUCAAGUCUCCCAGGAGGCCUCCGUGAGUUUAAGAUUCUUGAACCCAAACUGGCAGCAUGGCGAGAUCUACAGGUUCUUAGAACUGAGUCCGAGAAAUUCUUAGAGCCUUUCCCUGGGUAGCUCUUUUUAGAGACUUUAGAACUGUUGCGUAGUUUCUGCGUUUGUUAGUGAUUUGACAUGCUUCCCUUCCAUUCUGAGGGUUAGAUCCAGGAGGGACAUGCACUGGCUCUCCCCCACCCCACCCCACCCCCUUUUUUUUUUGGUCUGGUAACUUCGUAGAACAUAGAGCUCACCAUUUUCUCCUUAAGUUCUCAGCGGGUGAUGGUGGACUAGGACUCGGACGGACUUAAUGCAAAAUCGUCUUCUAUUUUUAAUAGGAUCUUAGAAAAUACUUAACUUUGGAUUCUAGAGAAUCGUUUCCUUUAGAAAACAGAGCUAUUUAUUUGUAUUUAAAGCAGUGUUUAUUUGUACCGAUUCUUACUCUUCUGUGUGAAUAAACGCAAGACAUUGUG